Molecule: messenger RNA, 810 nt
Organism: Dendronephthya gigantea
Lineage: Eukaryota; Metazoa; Cnidaria; Anthozoa; Malacalcyonacea; Nephtheidae
Product: protein kinase C theta type-like
Exons: 4
Coding region: 182-586 (134 amino acids)
Biological process (GO): protein phosphorylation
Molecular function (GO): protein serine/threonine kinase activity; ATP binding
Source: RefSeq, a predicted model, not a curated record
UGCUGUGCGUCAUUGCAACUUAAGUACAUAUGUGUCUGGCAAAGACUGGCCCAUCCACACCGUAUAUAAACCUUUCACCGUUGCACGAAGCACGACAGAAACUCGACAUCAAGUCUUCGCUGGAUCGAAGCGUUUCCAAAGACAUCCAUCCCGUUUAUAAUCCAAAACCUGUUUCCCAGAAAUGGCUAACUGUUUGUGUUUCAAUAACAAUUCCUCAGCGUCUGAUUUAAACGCUUCGGAACGUCAGCUGUGUGGCAGAAUGGCUUUCAGAUCGUCUCGAAGAACAUCGCUCGAUAUUUGCGGUCAUGGUUUCAAAAUCAAAACCUUCAUUCAACCAAGAUUCUGUUCACAGUGCCAUUCAUUUAUCUGGGGCUUCGCCAGGAACGGAUAUCAAUGUGAAGGUUGUGAUCUGGUUAUUCAUAAAAGAUGUUUUGACAAGACACUGCCUGUUUGCAAGAAAGCUGAAGAUACAUUGCCAAGAUUAACUUGGGAACAACUGAUGACCAUCUGGAAUUACACCAACCUCUUUCAAACUGACACUUUCCCGCGUAACGUUAAAGUUGCAGCGGUUCCACUAACAAGCUAAACCUGACCUUAAAAGCCUGAAGAUGUAUGGCAAGAGAUUUGCGAAACCCAUUUUGAAUUGUUCUAUAUUUUCGCUCCUAAAUUUUGACACGAGAAUGGCAAAAGGAAGGCUUUCAUUCUCGCCCUGCGGGAGUAAAGAUGCUUUUUGAAGAAGUCUGUACAAAAUCAUUUCAAAUCAUAUAUGUAUAUAUAUAAUGUAGAUAUUUUUUCAUCUGGUGAGGUAUA